Messenger RNA from Dioscorea cayenensis subsp. rotundata (Guinea yam), 533 nucleotides. RefSeq lists its product as uncharacterized. The coding region runs from base 32 to 367 and encodes 111 amino acids. Lineage: Eukaryota; Viridiplantae; Streptophyta; Magnoliopsida; Dioscoreales; Dioscoreaceae. The transcript has 2 exons. The record is from RefSeq and is a predicted model, not a curated record.
UUGGUGAUUGCAUCAUUCCCUUUUCUUGAGGAUGAUGACUGCAUCAUUCCCUUUUGAAUUGCAGUUUUUACCAAUCCCGAUAACCAUAACACAUGUGACAACUUCAAAAUUAGUGGGAAAUCAAAGAGGGAUUGUAGCAAGUGAUGAACAAGUAAACCAGGUUCCUGCAACCCAGGCUUUCAGUGCUAUUAGAAAUCCUACGAAGUCAUCAUCCAGUAGACUAGGCAAUGCUUCUGUGGGAAAGUCUCAAGUGAAAUGCAGGGAUGGUAAAAGACCAGGCAAUGCUGACAAAAAGAGAAAAGUUUGGGUGCCCCCAGGAGUUGGAACCCCUGCUGGUGCAUCAGAUGUUUACAAAAAACCCCUUUAAGUAACACAGAUGCUUGCGGCUCCUUUUAUUUUUAUUUUUUUUGUUUUGUGAAGUAUAACUUCAAGAUGAAAUUUUAGUGGCAUCAUUUUUUUGUAAAGCAUUGUUAUGCAAUGCCUAUGUCUAUACAACACUGUCUUUCCUGAAUUGGCUUGUAGAAAAUUUUGUA